UCAAACCUUUCAGUAAGUUAGUUAAACCUUUUUAUUUCCAGCUGCAAAGUAAUCUCCAAAUGCCAGGAUCUCCCAGAUUUAUUUACCUUUCCGCCCUGCUGGUGGCGGUGAUGGUACAACUUAGCAGCCAGACCCAAUACCUGAACUCCUCCGGGGACAUUUGUCGCCUUUUCGCAAAUGGAACGAAGCUACGAAAGCCAGGCGGUUGCAACGAGUGGAUUGUCUGCAAGAACUCCGUGAGCGUCCACGGUGGAACUUGUGGCGGUGAGACCCCACACUUCAACCUAAAGAGUGGUACCUGUUCGAAGACCUUGGAUAGCACCUACUGCGACCCUCCGUGCAGUUCGAUGACGCGAGGCUAUGUGGGUGACACGCUCAACUGCGCCAACUGGUAUUAUUGUGAGGGGGAGAAAGUGCGUACUAGGGGGAGAUGCGAUGGAGGCCUAAGCUUCGAUCAAACGCAACAAAAAUGUCUUGCCGAUGGCAAAACCUGUGGAGCCAGGUUCGAAAUGUGCGACGUGGUCCCAACGGGAGUGCCAUUCCGGGACGAAAAGAACUGCAACAAGUUUUAUACCUGCAAAAAGUACAAGCUAGUGUCGAACACCUGCGAAGCCGGCAAGUACUACGAUAGGGCCUCGGGGCAAUGUCUGGCCCUAAAGCAUGUGGCUUGCGAACACCACCCGGUUCCGGAACAUGUCUGCGGCACUCAAGAGGAACCUCUGAGGAACAAGCUCGUCUCGGAUGGAGCCACCUGCCGUGGUUACUACUACUGCCACGAUGUCGGCGCCGUUGGACCAGACCCCCGGCCCACCAGGCAGUUCUGUGGCCAUGAUUACUUCUUCAGUCAGGAGCAUCAGCAGUGCGUGCCGCGGGACAGUCAGAAGUGUUCUUGGGAUCGAUGCGAUGGCCGCACUGAGGGCUACGAGAUCGCCGAAGUGGAGGGGUGCCACAACUACUACAGGUGCAUUGACAAUAAGGAGAGCGAAUUGCUCAGUUGCGGCGAAGGGUAUUUUGAUGCCAUAACCCAGAAUUGCACUUCCACGCGCACCGCCUACAAGGCCUGCAUCCACAAAAUCCAAUAA
Drosophila serrata is the source of this 1082-nucleotide messenger RNA. Its product is annotated as peritrophin-48-like. Lineage: Eukaryota; Metazoa; Arthropoda; Insecta; Diptera; Drosophilidae. The record is from RefSeq and is a predicted model, not a curated record. Gene Ontology annotation, molecular function: chitin binding. Gene Ontology annotation, cellular component: extracellular region.